UGGGGCGAGUGGGGGGAGGGUCUCAGAGUCCCCACCCGGGAAGUCUCUGCAACCAACGGGGGGGGGGCGGAGGGGGAGGAGCCUAGGAUGAAAGGGAAGGACGAAGACUGACUCGGGGCCUUAACAGCCCGUCCUUCCCAUCCUACCCCCGAUGCUGGGGAUGAUCUAGGCAGAGCUACCUGUCCCCUACCCGGAGGAUUUAGGGGAACCCCCCUCCCGGCUCAGAGAUCUGCCUGUGAGACAGCGGACCUAACAGACCAAACGGUUUUGCCUUCUCAUCUAGAUUUCUUUAUAGACUUUGCCCAUCGGCCACAUUCCUCCCUCAUGCAGGAGUGAGAAAGGUGGGUUGAAUGUGGGAGAAAAGUUAGGGGGGGAAGGGAGAAAAGCCCCUCGGUUGUGGAAGGGAGCGAGAAAGGUUAGUGGGGUUUUUUUGGGGGGGGUUGGAGGCUUGCCCCCCCCUCUUUCCAAGCACAGUGGAGAAGGAAUGCCAAACCCAGAGAGACAUGUGGGCAAGAAGGAUGCAGGGGGAGGGGGGUCCUUGCAUCAGGAAGCGGUGGCGAGCAGUGGGAGCUCCAAUAGCAAAGAGAGGCACCGGCUCUCCAAGCACAAAAGACACAAGUCCAGGCAUUCCAAAGACUCACCCUUGGGCUCCCAAGAAGGAGCCACAUCUCUGGGAGGCAUGAUCAAGCCACUUGUGGAGUACGACGACAUCAGCUCCGAUUCAGAUACCUUCUCGGAUGAAGCAGUUAUAAAGCCGGAACAUCGGGAUAAUGAUGAGAAGAAAGGGGCAUCGGAGAGGAGUGACCGGUUACAUAGGCAUCGCCAUCACCAGCACAAGCGUGUUCGUGAGCUGAUGAAAAGCAAGCAGGUGGACAAGGAAAAGAGGACGGAGAGGAACCAAGAGUCCUUGGGCAAGCUGAGUUCUACCAAGGAUAGAGUGUUGGGAACCUCCAGAAGACUCCAUGAAGAGAACGAUGACCACUCAAAGUCAUCUAAGAGCAGUAGUAAGGAGUCCCGCUCAGCCAAAUUACAUAGGGAGAAGUCCAGGAAAGAGCGCGAGGUGAAAUCUGGGCACAAAGACCGCAGUAAAAGCCACCGGAAAAGGGAUGCCCCUAAGAGCUACAAAUCAGUUGACAGUCCAAAGCGGAAAUCCAGGAGUCCUCACCGCAAAUGGUCGGACAGUCCAAAGCAAGAUGACAGUGCUUCAGGCGCAUCCUACACCCAAGACUAUGAUCUAAGUCCUCCACGUUCGCACACGUCUAGUAACUACGAUUCCUACAAGAAGAGCCCCGGUGGGUCCUCAAGGAGGCCAUCAGUUAGCCCACCAUACAAGGAACCUGCUGCAUAUCAGUCCAAUGUGCGCUCUCCCAGCCCUUAUGGGAGGCGCCAGAGGUCUGUUAGCCCAUACAGCCGGAGACGGUCAUCUAGCUAUGAGAGGGGAAGUGGAUCAUACAGUGGACGCUCCCCAAGUCCAUUCAAUCGACGACGUUCCAGCAGUCCUUUUAUCUCCAAGCGGUCGCUGAGCCGGAGUCCUGUGUCCAGGAAACCCGCAAAAUCUCGAAGCAGAAGUCCUGCGUAUUCAAGGCAUUCGUCAUCUCACAACAAAAAGCAGAGAUCGGGGUCCCGCAGCCGCCAUUCCAGUAUCUCACCUGCUCGGCUACCGUUGAACUCCAGUCUGGGUGCUGAGCUGAGUAGGAAGAAAAAGGAGAGGGCGGCUGCAGCAGCAGCUGCUGCAAAAGUUGAUGGGAAGGAGACCAAGGACUCUCCUAGUUUUUUGUCUAGGAAAGAGAACAGCUUGGCUGAAGUUAAGGAGCUGGCAGCGGAGGCCAGGAAGGCAAAAACAACUAAGCCUGAAAAGUGCCCUUCUGAUGCCGAGCCAGCCAACGUGGCACAGCACAACGCAGAGGCGAAAACUGCUGCUGAUCCCGUAAAAACGAAGGCGGUAGAGAACUCUGAGAGGAAACUGCCUGCUCCCCCAAAAGACUCAAAAGCAGUGGGAACAAAAGAUGUGAAGCCUGUGAUUGCCAAGGAGGAGACUGUGACUCCCAAGGAGACAGAGACAACGGAGAAGGAGGCCCCGCCUCCUUUGCCUUCUGCAAAGUCACUACCUCCCCUGCCGGCAUCAUCGCCCCCUCCCCAGGCUCCGCCUCCAUUGCCCCCUUUGCCUCCAUCGCUGGCAGCUCCCCCUCUGCCCCCUGCCCAGUCGCCCACUGUUCCCACCCCCGCUUCCGCUCCUUCGUCUGUGCCUGCCUCUGCCCACUCCAGGACAUCUCUGACCACUCAGGCCAACUCUCAACCCACCGCGCAACUCUCCUCAAAAGUGCACCUCUCUGUGACAACCGCUGUACCCCAUCUGAAGACGUCAACGUUGCCUCCCCUCCCUUUCCCGCCUGUCCUGCCUGGAGAAGAUGACAUGGAUAGUCCAAAAGAGAUCGCUCCUCCAAAGCCCGUGAAGAAGGACAAAGAGCAGAGACCGCGGCACUCGCUCAUGGACCUCCCGCUACCCCCGGAGCUUCCCGGUGGAGACCCUUCACCACCUGAGUCUCCAGAACCAAAGGCAGCCACACCACCUCAGCAACCGUUGAGAAAGAGACCAAAAAUCUGUUGUCCUCGUUACGGUGAAAGGAGGCAGACAGAAAGUGACUGGGGAAAGCGUUGUGUAGACAAAUUUGAUAUCAUUGGUAUUAUUGGCGAGGGGACAUACGGUCAAGUGUACAAAGCCAAGGACAAGGACACAGGUGAGUUGGUGGCCUUGAAGAAAGUGCGGCUAGACAAUGAGAAGGAGGGCUUCCCCAUCACAGCGAUUCGCGAAAUCAAGAUCCUCCGACAGCUGAUCCACCGUAGCGUUGUCAACAUGAAGGAAAUAGUCACGGAUAAACAAGAUGCACUGGAUUUCAAGAAGGACAAAGGUGCCUUUUACCUUGUGUUUGAAUAUAUGGACCACGACCUCAUGGGAUUGCUAGAAUCUGGAUUAGUGCAUUUCUCUGAGGACCACAUCAAGUCUUUCAUGAAGCAGUUGAUGGAGGGGCUGGACUACUGUCACAAAAAGAACUUCCUGCACCGAGACAUCAAGUGCUCCAACAUCUUGUUAAACAACAGCGGGCAGAUCAAACUAGCUGACUUUGGACUUGCCCGACUCUACAGUUCAGAAGAAAGCCGUCCAUACACCAAUAAAGUUAUUACGUUAUGGUAUCGACCGCCUGAGUUGCUGCUAGGGGAAGAACGCUACACACCAGCCAUCGACGUCUGGAGUUGUGGCUGCAUCCUUGGAGAACUGUUCACAAAGAAGCCCAUCUUUCAAGCCAAUCUUGAGUUGUCCCAGCUUGAAUUGAUCAGCCGACUCUGCGGGAGUCCCUGCCCAGCCGUGUGGCCAGAUGUCAUCAAAUUACCCUACUUCAACACCAUGAAACCGAAGAAGCAAUACCGAAGGCGCCUGCGGGAAGAGUUUUCCUUCAUCCCUUCCGCUGCUCUCGACCUGCUGGACCAUAUGCUGACUCUGGACCCCAAUAAACGAUGCACAGCAGAGCAGGCCUUGCAGAGUGACUUCCUGAAAGAAGUCGAUGUCAGCAAGAUGGAUCCUCCGGACCUCCCUCACUGGCAAGAUUGCCACGAACUGUGGAGCAAGAAACGUCGACGGCAACGGCAAAGCGGGAUCCUGGUAGAAGAGCCCCCUUUAGCAAAGGUUUCCCGGAAGGAGACAGCCUCCACAGUCAGCACAGACGCCAUCAAGAACCACAGCAGUCCGGCACAACCACCGCCUGCCCAGAUCAAAAGCCACCCAAGUGCCGGAGACUCAUUCGGUCAGUGUGUGGCCUGGGACAGUCACCAAAUUAUAGCCGGACUUGGCGACAUCACGCAGCAGCUGAACCAGAGCGAGCUGGCCGUCUUGCUGAACUUGUUGCAAAGCCAGACCGACCUCAGCGUCCCGCAGAUGGCCCAGCUGCUCAACAUCCACUCGAACCCGGAGAUGCAGCAACAGCUGGAGGCCCUCAACCAGUCCAUCACCGCCCUGAACGAAGUCACCACGACCACGCAGCAGGGCUCUCAGAAGGCCGCUGAAGAGGAAGCCACCGCCGAGGAGCCACCGGCGCUGCCCCAGCCGCCCGAGGAGCAGUCCACCCCAGAAGCCGCUGCCCCUCAGGGAGACAUGCAGAACGUACUGGCGGUGUUGCUGAGCCAGUUCAUCAAAAACCAGGAGUCUGCAGCCAGCAGAGAGGAGAGCAGCAGCGAAAAGAGCAGCGAGCCCCAGGGGCUGCAGAAAACCCCCACUUUGCCUCAGGAGGAAACCGCAGCCUGUCCACACGUUCUCCCACCAGAGAAGAGACCUCCUGAGCCUUCUGGACCGCUGCCGCCGGCUCCGCCACCACCACCACCACCACCACCACCAAAUCUGGCCGAGGAGGAUGUUUCCAAUGCAGCUCAGGAGCUGAACCCGGCUGUCACAGCCGCCCUCCUCCAUCUCUUGUCCCAGCAAGAGGCAGGGCCGACAAGCCACCCAAAGCAGGAACCCCAGCCGACGAGGCCCUCCGCGGAUUACGCCCGGCCACAACCCUCGGCCAGGACUUACGGCAUUGUCGACGGGCCCGAGGGCGGCAGCUUUGACAUUGACGAACGGAAUUCCAGCCAGACUUUGACAGAGACGUCACCCCAGCCUUUGGGGAAAAGUAGGACCUUUCUGGGCUCCACGAGUCACCUCGGGGAGUCGAGCGGCUACCAGGGUGCAGGAUCUGUUCAGUUCCCAGGAGACCAGGACCUCCGUUUCACUCGGGUCCCCUUAGGGAUACAGUCUGCUGUCGGGCAGUCCUUCGUCAAAACGGAGGGGACCCACAACACCCUUGCGCACCCGGAGGCCAAAAUCCACAACUAUGGCGAGGUGGGAGUGGCCAACGCUAGUUCUAGUGACGCAGGAGCCAGUCACACGUGGGGGAAUCCAGUCCAGUCCGCUGCUUACGGGAAGGCCUUCCGCGGGCCAAGUAGAGUGCCCCCGAGAGGGGGGCGAGGAAGAGGGGUACCUUAUUAGAUGACUGGAGGGGGACGGUAUCUUCGGAAAGGGGUGGUGUCGGAUCCCGCCCUCCACUCUUUAAAGCGGCCAGUUGGCCAGGGCAACCCGCACCCACCCGUGUGUGGCCUCCAUAAAGAAAUUCGGUUUAUCGUUGGUAUUUCUUUUCCCCUUUUUGUUCACCGGGCUGGUGUCAGCCCCUCUCACACACACCCCCACCCCCGCCCUUCACCUCAGAGGAUUUAGAAUGAAGUUCUUUGUCCUGAAUCGGAAUCUGUCGAUCCUGAAAAGACCUCCCGAUUUAGGUUUGAUAGAGUGAGUUUCCCCACUCGGAGGUGAGGAAAGGAGCCCUUUAAAAACGAACGAUCAAAUUGGCAGAUAUGAGUUGUGUUUUUCUAGCCUGGAGCCCGAACAGCUGGAUGACGUGAAUGGGCACAGUGGUCAAUAUCCAGAGUGAGGUGACAGAAGGAACAAUCGAUGGCAUUUUCUUGGCGUUGGCUCUGCUCAUCCUCCUCAUGUUUGUUUACUGAUAGGAAGGAGAGGUUUUAUAUGGGGUGGUGGGACGGCCGGGCAAAAGAAAGAAAUUGUGAUUCCUCCAUUUGCAGCCUCAGUUGAGUUCACCCUACUCUUUGCCACCUCAUUUCCUUCCAUGUGUUGGUCCAGGCUGAGUCUUGCCAUGGUGACAUACGUUUUGCCCCCCUCCUCUUUGCCUCCUUGAAUUUCAAGAUUCGUCAGACGGUGCCUAUAUGCCUUUUUAUACUGAAUUAAGAGAAUUUGGUUCACGUUGCGUCAGAUUUGGGAACCCUGUCCCCCCCCUCCCCCCAAAUCUGUAUUUUCUUCACCUGGAAAGGCAGGAUGCUACAUUAUUUCAUGGACAAACUGUCCCAAUUUACUGUGAAAGGCCCCUGCGCCCACCAUCCUCACCUUCCAGACCUUAGUUGAACUGAGUUUCUGUAGCAUCGAGGAGUCUGUUGACUUUUGGAUGAGUUUAGUUUUUUGGGUUUUUUUUUUUUUUUAAUUUCUCUUAAGAAUGACAAGUGUCUUUUUGUUGGAAGUUCU
Gekko japonicus is the source of this 6058-nucleotide messenger RNA. It is a transcript of the gene CDK12, whose product is annotated as cyclin-dependent kinase 12. The record is from RefSeq and is a predicted model, not a curated record. NCBI's taxonomy places the organism in Eukaryota, Metazoa, Chordata, Lepidosauria, Squamata, Gekkonidae. The coding region runs from base 485 to 5020 and encodes 1511 amino acids. The transcript has 14 exons. Gene Ontology annotation, molecular function: cyclin binding; ATP binding; cyclin-dependent protein serine/threonine kinase activity. Gene Ontology annotation, biological process: positive regulation of transcription elongation by RNA polymerase II; protein phosphorylation; transcription elongation by RNA polymerase II. Gene Ontology annotation, cellular component: cyclin/CDK positive transcription elongation factor complex; nucleus.